CGCCCAGUUCCCGGCGCGGGGACCCCCGAGGCCGGCCUUAGGCUGGGGCCGAGGAUCCGCGGGACUGCGAGCCAGCGUUGGUGACAGGCGGUCCUGAAGCCGUGGCCCCGCCCCCGGAGCGCUGGGAGCCCCAGUGACCGCGUAGAAAUGAACACAGAGGCAGAACAACAGCUUCUCCAUCAUGCCAGAAAUGGCAACACUGAAGAAGUGAGACAGAUACUAGAAACCGUGGAGAAGAAUGAUGUAAUUGCUGACAUUAAUUGCAAAGGAAGAAGUAAGUCUAAUUUUGGUUGGACACCUCUUCAUCUGGCAUGCUAUUUUGGGCAUAGACAAGUGGUCCAGGAUCUAUUGAAGGCUGGUGCAGAAGUCAAUGUGUUAAAUGACAUGGGAGAUACACCGCUUCACCGAGCUGCCUUCACAGGACGAAAGGAGCUGGUGAUGCUUCUCUUGGAAUAUAAUGCUGAUACUGCGGUUGUUAAUGGGAGUGGACAGACAGCAAAAGAAGUCACUCAUGACAAAGAAAUCAGAAACAUGCUUGAAGCAGUUGAAAGGACUCAGCAAAGAAAGCUUGAAGAAUUACUCUUAGCAGCAGCAAGAGAAGGCAAAACGGCAGAACUCACUGCACUGCUCAACAGGCCCAAUCCUCCUGAUGUUAACUGUUCAGAUCAAUUAGGAAAUACACCCUUGCAUUGUGCAGCUUACCGAGCCCAUAAGCAGUGUGCCUUAAAGCUUCUAAAAAGCGGAGCAGAUCCUAGUCGGAAGAACAAAAAUGAUCAGAAACCUCUUGACCUUGCCCAGGGAGCUGAAAUGAAACACAUACUUACGGGUAAUAAGGUCAUCUACAAAGCAUUGAAACGUUAUGAAGGCCCUCUCUGGAAGAGCUCAAGAUUCUUUGGCUGGAGAUUAUUCUGGGUAGUGUUAGAACAUGGAGUCCUCUCAUGGUACAGGAAACAGCCUGAUGCAGUGCAUCAUAUUUAUCGCCAGGGAUGCAAACACCUGACUCAAGCAGUAUGCACGGUAAAAUCCAGUGAUAGCUGCCUCUUCUUUAUUAAAUGCUUUGAUGACACUAUUCAUGGCUUCAGGGUUCCUAAGAAUAGCCUUCAACAGUCAAGAGAGGACUGGCUAGAAGCAAUAGAAGAACACUCUGCUUACAGCACUCACUACUGUUCCCAAGACCAGUUGACUGAUGAUGAAGAGGAAGAUACAGUUUCUGCUGUAGACUUGAAGGAAUCUUUAGAAAAAGCACAAUCAUGUCAACAGAGACUAGAUAGGGAAAUUUCCAGCUUUCUAAAAAUGAUUAAGGAGUGUGACAUGGCUAAAGAAAUGCUUCCAUCAUUUCUUCAGAAAGUUGAAGUUGUCUCUGAAGCAUCCAGAGAAACUUGUGUAGCUUUGAGUGAUUGCCUUAAUCUCUUCACUAAACAAGAAGGGGUGAGGAAUUUUAAGUUGGAACAAGAGCAAGAGAAAAACAAAAUUUUGUCAGAAGCACUGGAGGCUCUGGCCACUGAGCAUCAUGAAUUAGAGCAGUCCCUGGUUAAAGGAUCGCCACCUCUCAGCAUCCUUAGUGAGGACGAGUUCUAUGAUGCUCUGUCAGAUUCCGAGUCCGAACGGUCCCUAAGCCGAUUGGAAGCAGUGACGGCGCACUCGUUUGAAGAGGAAGAACGUUUGAGCGGUCAAAGAGCCAGAAUGUCUGAAGGAAAAGAUUGUGGUGGUGGAGAUUCUCUCUCCAAUGGCAUCAAGAAACACAGAACAAGCUUGCCCUCCCCUAUGUUCUCCAGAAAUGACUUCAGUAUCUGGAGCAUCCUCAGAAAAUGUAUUGGAAUGGAACUAUCCAAGAUCACGAUGCCAGUUAUAUUUAAUGAGCCUUUGAGCUUCCUACAGCGACUAACUGAAUAUAUGGAGCACACAUACCUCAUCCACAAGGCCAGUUCCUUCUCGGAUCCUGUGGAAAGGAUGCAGUGUGUAGCUGCAUUUGCCGUGUCGGCUGUUGCUUCUCAGUGGGAACGUACUGGAAAGCCUUUCAAUCCACUCCUGGGAGAGACUUAUGAAUUAGUUCGAGAUGACCUGGGGUUCAGACUCAUCUCUGAACAGGUCAGCCAUCACCCACCAAUUAGUGCAUUUCAUGCUGAAGGAUUAAACAACGAUUUCAUCUUUCAUGGCUCGAUCUAUCCCAAACUCAAGUUCUGGGGGAAGAGCGUAGAAGCAGAACCCAAAGGAAUCAUCACCUUGGAACUCCUUGAACACAAUGAAGCAUAUACAUGGACAAAUCCCACCUGCUGUGUGCAUAAUAUCAUUGUGGGCAAACUCUGGAUUGAGCAGUAUGGCAAUGUGGAAAUCACAAACCACAAGACUGGGGACAAAUGUGUAUUGAAUUUUAAGCCAUGUGGCCUUUUUGGUAAGGAAUUACACAAAGUUGAAGGCUACAUUCAAGAUAAAAGCAAAAAGAAACUGUGUGCCCUUUAUGGGAAGUGGACUGAAUGUUUAUAUAGUGUUGACCUGGCCACUUUUGAUGCUUACAGAAAAAAUGAUAAGAAAAAUACUGAGGAGAAGAAGAACAGCAAACAGAUGAGCACUUCUGAGGAGUCAGAUGAAAUGCCAGUGCCAGAUUCUGAGAGUGUAUUUGUUAUCCCUGGAAGUGUUCUCCUGUGGCGAAUAGCCCCCAGGCCUCCAAAUUCUGCCCAGAUGUAUAAUUUUACUAGUUUUGCAAUGGUUUUGAAUGAAGUGGACAAGGAAAUGGAGAGUGUGAUUCCUAAAACAGACUGCAGAUUACGGCCUGAUAUAAGAGCUAUGGAAAAUGGAGAAAUAGAUCAAGCUAGUGAAGAAAAAAAGCGACUAGAGGAAAAACAAAGAGCAGCCCGCAAAAACAGGUCCAAGUCAGAAGAGGACUGGAAGACGAGGUGGUUCCAUCAAGGUCCUAAUCCCUACAACGGUGCACAGGACUGGCUUUACUCGGGCAGCUACUGGGACAGAAACUACUUCAAUUUGCCUGACAUUUAUUAAAAUGCAGACAAGUCAGGACAGUUGGCUAAUUUACAAAUAAGUCUUAAACCUAUGUUUAAAAAAAUUGUUUUUUCUUGAUUUCUACACAUCCUUUACAAAAAAAGCCCACUCAUAACUUGAAUUUCACCCAACAAAAGUAGGGCAUAAGGUGGUCUUGGUGAUGAAAGUCUUAGGAAGAACAGAUAAUUUUGCUAUUCAAACAUAUUUAAUUUGGAAAACUAUUUUAUAUAGAGGUAAGAGAAACUGCUGGGGAAUACGCUUUUUAUGAUUGCCAUAUUUACUGAAGGUUGAUACAUAAACAUAGUAUUAGCUUUAUGAAUUCUACAGUAAUCCCAAAUCAGGUUAUUUUGAAUAUUUUUAUGCUGUCAUGCUUGAAUGUUUUAAAUGUAACUUUGAGAUGUUUAGAAUUCUCCUAUACAAUAUUUAUUGCUCAAAUGUAGAGGUUAUAUCAUUUUGUAAAAACUCCAUUGAUAAGAUGGCUUUUCUUCAUACUAAUCCCCUCAAUUUUACCCAUCCUCACCUCCAGAAACAAAAGCCUGAAUCAAUAGGUAUUCUUGAUUUGAAAAUUCUAAAAGAAUUAAACUGGGAAAGGUA
This is a messenger RNA of Loxodonta africana (African savanna elephant), 3591 nucleotides long. RefSeq names its product oxysterol binding protein like 1A (gene OSBPL1A). Gene Ontology annotation, molecular function: protein binding; cholesterol binding. Gene Ontology annotation, cellular component: perinuclear endoplasmic reticulum; plasma membrane; intracellular membrane-bounded organelle. The coding region runs from base 148 to 2997 and encodes 949 amino acids. The record is from RefSeq and is a predicted model, not a curated record. The transcript has 28 exons. Lineage: Eukaryota; Metazoa; Chordata; Mammalia; Proboscidea; Elephantidae.